This is a messenger RNA of Homarus americanus (American lobster), 651 nucleotides long. RefSeq lists its product as uncharacterized. Lineage: Eukaryota; Metazoa; Arthropoda; Malacostraca; Decapoda; Nephropidae. The transcript is spliced from 3 exons. The coding region runs from base 1 to 651 and encodes 216 amino acids. The record is from RefSeq and is a predicted model, not a curated record.
AUGAUGUUCCCUCGACGACGCCGCUGCCACUACCCGCGUUGUUCUGGUCGGUCGCCUGGAGACCCGAUGGAGGGGGGCGACACAGGAGUUGCUGCUACUACUGUUCUUGCUGCAGCUACUACUGUUCUUGCUGCAGCUACUUCUGUUCUUGCUGCAGCUACUUCUGUUCUUGCUGUAGCUACUUCUGUUCUUGCUGCAGCUAUUUCUGUUCUUGCUGCAGCUACUUCUGUUGUUGCUGCAGCUACUUCUGUUGUUGCUGCAGCUACUACUGUUCUUGCUGCAGCUAUUUCUGUUCUUGCUGCAGCUACUUCUGUUCUUGCUGCAGCUACUUCUGUUCUUGCUGCAGCUACUACUGUUCUUGUUGCAGCUACUUCUGUUGUUGCUGCAGCUACUUCUGUUGUUGCUGCAGCUACUGUUCUUGCUGCAGCUAUUUCUGUUGUUGCUGCAGCUAUCACUGUUCUUGCUGCAGCUAUUUCUGCUGUUGCUGCAGCUACACUGUUCUUGCUGCAGCUACUUCUGUUGCUGCUGCGCUACUUCUGUUGGAGCGUGAACGACAUUGGAACACAGGGCUCUUCUGGGACACUUUCACAGCGUCUAGGAAAUGUGUACAACAAUGAGAAAUUAGGUCCUGGUGGCACCAAGGACGUGUGA